Molecule: messenger RNA, 10718 nt
Organism: Paramormyrops kingsleyae
Lineage: Eukaryota; Metazoa; Chordata; Actinopteri; Osteoglossiformes; Mormyridae
Gene: frem2b
Product: FRAS1 related extracellular matrix 2b
Biological process (GO): anatomical structure morphogenesis; cell communication
Cellular component (GO): membrane
Source: RefSeq, a predicted model, not a curated record
GCGGGUGUGUGUAUGGGCUCUGUUACAUUGUAAUGCAUGCGCCUUAAUAUUUUUUUAUUUAUUGUCCGAUUUGGUUUAGAUCGUGGUGGCCGUAGUAAUAUUGAACUGCAGAUCAUCGCCAACAUGUUCCGACUGCAGCAGCGGCGAGCUGCGGGAGCCGCCGCGCUUCUCAUCAUUCUCACGCUUGCGGUGAGUGUGACAGGUAGCGUCGGCGUCCCGGCGCACGUCCCUGACAGCUCCGCGCUGUCCUACGCUCUCAGAUCGGAACUUUCUGAAGACGCCGUACUGGUGGCCAACAACGGGAUACGUGCGCUGUUCGGCAGAUCGGUCUUUAUCGAUCCCAUCAACGAUCUGGUAAUCCAGGUGCAGCCCGGAGACAGUUGCAGCGUUACAGUUCUGGAUAAUGAUCCACUGUCGCAGAGACCCGGGCAGCUCUCUCCGAAAAAGUUUCCCUGUGAAUUCGGACCCAGUGACGUGAAGUACUCGCACUUCGGGGCGAGGAGCCCUUCCAAGGACAGGGUAAGGCUGCAGCUCCGCUAUGACACGCAAACCGAUACCUUAAUUAUUCCGUUCAUGAUGGCAGUGGAGGUCGUUUUCACCCAACUGGAGGUCUUGACUCUGAGCAUGCCUCUCACUGUCGAAAAACUGUUAGGCACCAGUAAUCCCAUUGACAGGAGAAUUCUGGAGUUUUCUUUUGACAGAAACUCGGAACAGUGCAAGAUAAUAUCUCUAGCAGGUGUCAGUGCCUUGCCCAGAUAUGGGAAACUCACUGAGGCAACUAACUUGGGAAAAAUGGAGGAUUGUGAUGAAUUUGUUAAACUCAACAUCUGCUAUCAGCAUGCAUUUUCCCACGGGUCACCAAACAGAGAUUAUAUACCUAUGGUUGUGGAAUUACAGGACAGAGAGGGCAACCUUCUUAAACAGGAAUAUUUUCAAAUUAUGGUGCAGAUUGAAGAGGGGAAUGAAAACACGGCCCCUAAACCCAGCUUUGUGGCAAUGUUGAUGAUGGAGGUGGACCAGUUUGCCAUGACAGCUAUAACUGCGGACAUGCUGGCUGCAGAGGACACUGAGUCUCACCCCGACGAUUUAAUCUUCAACAUCACAUCUCCGCUUUCCUUUGACGAAGGCUACAUCGUCAGCACGGAUGACAGGAAUCUGCCAAUCAUGUCGUUUUACCAAAGUGACCUCAGGGAACUGAAAAUAGCUUACAAACCGCCCUCUGUGGAUUCCGACACUGAGAGAAUUUUCCAGAUCGUGUUUGAGGUGGUGGACACAGAGGGCGCUCUCUCGGACACCUUUGCCUUCAUGAUUAUAGUGAAACCCAUGAACACACUGGCCCCAGUGGUGACACGAAACACUGGGCAGCUUCUUUAUGAAGGUCAAUCCAGGCCGCUGUCCAGUUUGCAAAAUUUAGAAAUCAGUGACGAGGACAACUUAUCUGACGUCAGGAUUACGGUGACUGAUGGACUGCGCCACGGAAAACUCAUCAUUCUGGGCUCCAAGAGAACAUUCUUCACCCCGGCAGACCUUGAUGCCGGCAUUGUUAUCUAUGAGCAUGAUGGUAGUGACACCUAUAGUGACAAUAUUAUUUUCCGGAUGACCGAUGGCAAGAAUGAGGUGGAAUUUCUUUUUCCGAUCACGGUGGUGCCGACCGAUGACGAGCCGCCGACUGUGAACGUGAACACAGGGCUUAUGCUGUUCAAGAACCAAAUGAUGUCCAUCUCCACACUAAUGCUUAGCUCCGUAGACGUCGACUCCGAGGACUCCAAAGUCAAGUUCACAAUCCAAUCUCCUUUUUCCAAAAUCGGGGAGGUUUUGCUGCGACAGGCGGAGGCUCCAGAGGAUCCGUCUACAUGGAGGUUCAACGCGAAUGACGAACUUUACGAGAAAGUGGUGACAGAGUGGUUGCAACAGGACAUCAGUGAUGGAAGGCUGUUCUACAGACACAUGGGGCCUCAUAGCACAGAUGUUGUCAUGGAUGAGUUUGUGUUCUGGGUUCAAGACGAUAAUGAUCCUCCCAACCAAUCAGCUGAGAGCAAAUUCAUCAUUAAGAUUCUACCAGUUGAUGACGUUCCUCCUGCAGUGUUCCCUGGCACCACUCUGCAGAUGACUGUGAAAGAAUACCAGUUGACUCAUUUCCAGAAAAAACAUCUGCGUUACACUGACUUGGACUGCGAAGACCGAGACCUGAAGUACACUGUCAUUCAACUGCCCACAGACAUGGAUGAGAAUAGUCCUGUGUUGUUUGGGUCUAUUGUUUUAACCGAGAGCCCAGAGAAUGAAGUAACUGAAUUUACCCAAGCACAGAUAAAUCAUCACAAAAUAGCCUAUAAGCCCCCUGACAUGGAGUUGGGGAUUACUGCCCACGCAGUGCUGUUUCGAUACAGGGUCGAAGACACAGCUGGAAAUAGUGUCGAGGGACUGUUUACUGUAUUUAUCCAGCCAGUGGACAACAAACCUCCGCAGAUAACAAACAAAGGUUUUACCGUCUUAGAAGGGGGCACAUAUGUCAUCACGAGUGCAGAGUUAGACAUCACUGAUGCCGACACCGAGAGAAGCCACAUGUCAUUCACACUCAGUCGCCCACCCCCUCAUGGGCAUGUGCAGCACUCUCUUAGCAAAGUGUCUGCAGGGCAUGUCUUUAACCUGGAGGACAUCUCCAAUGGAAAAGUCUCCUAUAUUCAUAAUGGGGAUGAGUCAGCCAGUGACACAUUUCAAUUAGAUGUGAGCGAUGGUGUCCAUGUUGUAACCAUCACUGUAAAAAUAGCUGUAAAACCCACAAGUGAUGCAAUGCCAAAAAUCAGUCUUCCUACUGGGACAAUAGCUUCCCAUCUAGAUGUCUUAGAGAAUGGAGCCACCGUGAUUACCCCCAGUAUAAUCCAAGGAAGGCACAGAGACACUGGUGACCUCAGACUGACUUUUAUUGUGGAAGAUGCCCCACUUUUUGGGGAAAUUCUAGUUAAUGGAGAACCUUCUGAGAAAUUUACUCAAGCAGACGUCAUCAGUGGUGUUGUGGUUUAUGCUCACACAAGUGGAGAGAUAGGCUUCAUCCCGAAAGAGGACUAUUUUAAUCUGAGCCUCAGUGACAGAUCAGAUGAAUGGAUCAUGGAGGGUAACAGAGUAAACUUUGUCCGUGUCCUUGUCACUAUCCUCCCGAUCGAUAAUCAGGCUCCAGAGGUGCUGGUUGGAGUGCAGUUCACUGUGGUGGAAGGAGAGAAGAGCGUGAUCGAGAUCCAGCAUAUUAGUGCUGAAGACAGUGACACUCCCAGUGAUGAGCUUCUCUGUACCAUCAUUGUCCAGCCCACUCAUGGAUACCUGGAAAACAUCUCACCUGCCCCAGGCUCAGAAAAGUCUAGGGCCAGGAUGGCAAUCAGUGCUUUCACUCUAAAGGACAUCCGACAAUGUCACAUUAAUUAUGUGCAGAGCAUUCACAAAGGCAUCGAGCCAGUGGAAGACAGAUUCACCUUCAGAUGCUCAGAUGGUAUAAACUUCUCAGAUCACUACUUUUUCCCCAUUGUCAUCAUCCCCUCCAAUGACGAAGAGCCUGAGAUGUACAUGAGGGAGUUUGUGGUGAUGGAGGGUAUGAAUGUCAUAAUUGACACACCGAUCCUGAAUGCCGCAGAUGCCGACGUCCCUGCUGAUGUGCUUACCUUCAUCAUUACUAAGCCUCCCAGACAUGGGUCUGUCGUCAGCCAGCUAGACAGCGGCAUCAGCAUUGUGACUAACUUUACACUGAGUCAGAUUAAAGUGGCCUCCAGUAUCAUUUAUGAGCACGACGGCUCUGAAACCACAGAAGACGGCUUUGGUGUCGUUCUGACCGACGGUAAAUUUAUGGUCGAAAAAAACAUCAUUAUUAUGAUUAUUCCAGUCGACGAUGAGACACCAAGGAUGAUGAUAAAUGACGGUUUAGAAAUUGAAUUUGGAGAAACAAAAGUAAUAAAUGAUAAAGUUUUAAAGGCUACUGACUUGGACUCGGAGGACAGCACUCUGACUUAUGUUAUUCGCUAUGGCCCUGGGCAAGGUUUCUUACAAAGGAUAACACCACUUGGAAUAUUUGAAAACAUUACUGUUGGAAUGAACUUCACUCAGGAUGAGGUGGACCACAACAUUAUGAUAUAUACUCACAUUGGACAAGAGGGCAUUCGUGAUCUCAUAAAGUUUGAUGUCACAGAUGGCUUUAAUCCUCUCAUUGACAGGUAUUUUUACGUCACUAUCAGCAGCAUAGACAUGGUGUUCCCCGAUGUGAUUAGCAAAGGUGUUUCACUGAAAGAGGGUGGAAAAGUGACUCUCACUACAGACCUGCUCAGCACCAGUGACCUCAACAGCCCGGAUGAACACUUAGUUUUCACCAUUACUAGGGCCCCGGUACGGGGACAUCUCGAAUGCACAGACGCAUCCGGCUUGCCAGUCUCAUCUUUCACUCAACUUCAGCUAGCGGGGAACAAAAUCUAUUACAUCCACACCUCAGACGACGAGGUGAAAACGGACAGCUUUGAGUUUGAGGUCACAGAUGGAUACAACCCCAUGUUCCGUACAUUCCGCAUUUCCAUUACAGACGUGGACAAUAAAAAGCCUGUCUUGAUGGUCAAUGGGCUCAGAGUUACUGAGGGGGAGAACAAGCUGAUAACUCCCUUUGAGCUGACCGUAGAGGACCAGGACACAGCAGACCACCUGCUGAAGUUCAUGGUUACCCAGCUGCCAGUCCAUGGUCGGUUGCUCUUUAACAACUCACUUCCUAUCAAGUCCUUCACUAAACAUGACCUCAGUGAGAACAUGAUCAGCUACAAACAUGAUGGCACGGAGUCCUCCGAAGACAGCUUCUCCUUCACGGUUAGUGACGGCACUCACCUGGACUUCUACAUCUUCCCUGACACUGUGUUUGAGACUCGCAAGCCACAGAUGAUGAAGAUCUCCAUUGUUUCGGUGGACAACAGGAUCCCACAGGUGGUUGUCAACAAGGGCAGUCUGACGCUGAAGGUCUUGCCCACUGGGCACCUUGGGUACCUCAUCACCAGUAAGGUGCUGAAGGCAGAAGACAGAGACAGUCCUCGGAUCUCCGUAAGAUUCAAAGUCACUGUCAGUCCAGAACAUGGAUACCUCAUCAAUUUGGGCAAAGGCAAUGAAGCCAUUACCACCUUUACCCAAGCCGAUAUAGAUGACAUGAAGAUCUGCUAUGUGCUGAGGGAGGGGGACCGAGCCACUAGUGAUCUUUUCUCCUUCUCCAUUGCAGACAGUGGGGGAAAUGAGCUGAAGGGGCACCUUUUUAGCCUGAACUGGUGCUGGAUCUCCCUGGAGAAGGAGUACUAUGUGGUGGACGAGGAGGCCAAGUUCCUGGAGGUGGAGCUGAAGCGCAGGGGCUUCCUCGGGGAGACGUCUUUUGUGAGCAUCGGCACCAGAGAUGGCACAGCCAAGAAAGACGAAGACUUCAGAGGGAAGUCACAGAAACAGGUCCAGUUCAACCCAGGCCAGACCACAGCCUCCUGGAGGGUCCGCAUCCUGUCCGACAGUGUGUUCGAGCAGUCGGAGACCUUCCAGAUUGUUCUCUCUGAGCCCGUCAUGGGGGCUCUGGAAUUCCCACAGGUGGCCAUUGUGGAAAUCCUGGACCCAGCUGAUGAGUCAACAGUCUUCAUCCCCUCGUCCGCAUACAGUGUGGAGGAGGACAUCGGCGAGCUCCUGAUCCCCGUUCACAGGAGCGGGGACGUCAGCCAGGAGCUCAUGGUCUUCUGCUACACCCAGCAAGUCACUGCCACGGGCACUGCCCCCACCUCAGUGCUGUCCUACUCGGACUACAUCUCCCGACCAGAGGGCCCCGGGAGCGCACUGCGUUUCAACGGGGGUGAGGCAGAAAAGCCCUGCCGGGUGGUCAUCAUCGAUGACUCGCUCUAUGAGGAGGAGGAGAGCUUUAACGUCACGCUCAGUGUCCCCUUGGGCGGCCGUCUGGGUCACUUCCCCACAGCAAAGGUCACCAUCCUGUCUGACCUGGAUGACGUUCCUGUCUUCUACUUUGGAGACAUGGAUUAUCAUGUGGACGAGAGUGACGGCUUUGUUGAUGUCCGAGUGUGGAGGACGGGUACAGAUCUUUCCAGAACAGCCUCCGUCACUGUGCGCUCCCGCAAGACCAAGCCGCUAUCUGCCGUAGCUGGUGUAGACUAUGUAGGGAUCAGUCAGAACUUAGACUUUCCUCCCGGGGUGAACAUGCAGACCGUCAGGGUCACCAUCCUGGAUGACCUGAGCCGACCCACCUUGGAGGGGCCGGAGAAGUUUGAGUUGGUUCUCCACAUGCCCAUGAAUGGCAUUCUGGGAGAGCCGGGGAAGGUGACCAUCUUCAUCAACGAUUCCUUCUCGGACCUCCCAAGGGUCCAGUUUCAGGAAUCUGUGUACAUCGCCAAUGAGAACCAAGAACAGGUCUUGGCCCUGGUGUACCGCAGUGGUGACGUCAGUGGCCUGUCCACGGUGCGCUGCUACAGCCGCCAGGGAUCCGCAGAGGUCACUACGGACUUCCAGGAGCGGCCAAACACUGAUGCGUCCAUCAUCACCUUCCUGCCCGGGGAGGUGGAGAGGCCAUGUGUGUUGGCCCUGGUCGAUGACUCGCUCCACGAAGAGGACGAGGAACUGCGUUUAGUCCUGGGCAGCCCAAAGAGUGACUCGCCAUUCGGCGCUUCCCUGGGCACCCAGAAGGAGGCGCUCAUCAGGAUAAAGGAUGAUGCAGACCAGCCUGUCAUCAAGUUUGGGGAGACCAAGUUCAGUGUGAUGGAGCCCAGAGAGCACGGUCAGGUGUCGGUGGUGCGCGUCCCAGUCCUGAGGGUCGGGGACACCUCCAAGGUGUCUCUGGUGCGUGUGCACACCAAGGAUGGUUCAGCCACCUCGGGGGAGGACUACCACCCCGUGUCUGGGGACAUUGAGUUCAAGGAGGGCGACACCCAGCACUUUGUGGAGGUGGAGAUCCUGUUUGAUGGCCUGAGGGAGAUGAGAGAGACUUUCACUCUCCACCUGAAACCUGAUGAGUACAUGGUGGCUGAGACACAGGCAGCCAAAGCAAUCAUCUACAUCGAAGAGGCCACCAGCCUGGCCGAUGUGACCUUCCCCUCUGUGCCCCAGGUGAUCUCCCUGCUGCAGUACGACGACAUGCGCAGGGGAGGACACAGCCCCCACCCCGCCGCUGGCUACCCAUUGGUCUGUGUCACGGCAUGUAACACAAAGUGCUCAGACUACGACAAAACCGGGCCUAUCUGUUCUGCCGAGCGCAUCAACGACACGCUGACCCAGUACCGCUGGCUCGUCAGCGCCCCCGCGGGGCCAGACGGUGUGACGCUCCCCAUGCGCGAGGUGGACUUCCACACAUUCUUCACCUCCUCCAAGCUGAUCACCCUGGACUCCAUCUACUUCCAGGCGGGCUCGCGGGUGCAGUGCGUGGCUCGCGCCGUCAACGCCGACGGCCACGACGGCCUGGAGCUCAGCAGCCCCAUCGUCACCAUCAGCGUGGACGAGGGCAUGUGCCAACCCCGUAAGGUGGGCACAGUGGGCGCCGAGCCCUUCUCCGCCAAGCUGCGCUACACAGGCGUGGAUGACCCCGACCACCCCAACCUCAUCCGGCUGACAGUGACCAUGCCCCAUAUGGAUGGUAUGCUGCCGGUGAUUUCAACGCGGCCGCUGUCCAACUUUGAGCUGACACUCAGUCCAGACGGGAUCCGGCUCGGCCACCGCUGCUCCAACCUCUUGGACCGCAUUGAGCAAACCACCCAUCAUGGCUUCCUGACGGACUCCUCCAGGAAUCCCGGGGUGAUCGGGGCGACGCUGCCGUACCAGUACAGCGCCGCCAUGAGGGGAGAGGGGGCACUGCGCUUCUACAGGAACCUGGACCUGGAGUCCUGCUUGUGGGAGUUUUCCAGCCACUACGACGUGUCCGAGCUACUGAGCGCCUGCGGGGGCUCCAUCGGCACUGACGGACAGGUUCUGAAUCUGGUCCAAUCGUAUGUGACUCUCCGGGUCCCGCUACACGUGUCCUACGUGUUCCAUUCGCCCGUGGGUGCCGGCAACUGGCAGCACUUCGACCUGCAGUCCGAGCUGCGGCUCACAUUCGUGUACGACACUGCCAUCUUGUGGAAGGAUGGCGUCGGCAGCCCCCCAGAGGCCGAGCUGCAAGGGGCUCUGUACCCGACUAGCAUGCGCAUCAACGAUGCGGGCCGUCUGGUGGUCAACUUUCGAACCGAAGCCCGUUUCCGAGGCUUGUUUGUGCUCUCUCAUCCAGCCUCGGAUCGAUCCUCCAUGGUGCUGUGCACGGACCACCCCGGCCUCAGCUUUACCCUGAGCCUGAUCAGGAGUGAGGCCUCCUACAAUCAUCCCCUGCAGCAGUGGAGCUUCACGUCAGACUUCUCGGUGAGAGACUACUCAGGUACAUACACGGUAAGGCUGCUUCCAUGUACAGCUGCUCCUGGAGUGGAGUUCACGACCCCCCCUGUCUGUAACCCCCGGGAGCCUGUGACCUUCGACCUGGACAUCCGCUUCCAGCAGGUGAGUGAUCCAGUAGCUGCCGAGUUCAGCCUGAACACACAGAUGUUUCUGCUGUCCAAGAGGGCGCUCUGGCUGUCGGAUGGGUCCAUGGGGUUUGGCCAGGAGAGCGACGUAGCAUUCUCUGAAGGUGACGUGAUCUAUGGCCGCGUGAUGGUCGAUCCCGUGCAGAACCUAGGCGACUCCUUCAAAUGCAGUAUUGAGAAAGUCUUCCUUUGCACCGGCGCUGACGGCUACGUCCCCAAAUUUAACCCCGGCACCUUCGAAUUCGGCUGCCUGGCCGACUCCCCAUCCCUCUUGUACAGAUUCAAGAUCAUCGACAGAGCUCAGCCUGAGACACAGGCCUGGAGUUUCGGAAGCGUGGACUUCAGCGCUGUCUUGGCUGUCGAUGACCCUGACGCGCUGCCAUUGGUUAGACAGCCGGGUUCGGACGGCUUCCAGUUGGACUCCUCAGCCCUCUUUCAGGUGUCCAGUGGGAGGGAGUGGUUCGUCCAUGCCAUCUACACCGUGCGGUCAAGGGGCAACGCCAACCGGGGAAUGGGGAAGAGGAGUACAGAGUACCACUCUCUGGUGUCAUCAGGCCACCGUCACACAGCUCAGCAGCGCCCCAAGAGGUCAUCCGGCAGCGUGCCGGCCAUCACUGCUGAGAUAGGACCACAAAACAGCAGAGGCACCAACAUUCAGCACAUCAGGCUACGGCGACACCCCGAGGGUCACGACCGGGAGGUGCAUGCUGGUGGCGUCACGCCACAGGAAUUCAACCACAAGGGCAGCGCCGAUGGGCACCUGCUGACCUCUGGAUUACUGGCCGGCCUGCUUAUCCUGGUCGUCCUGGCCCUGGCUGCCGUCAUGUUAACGCUGCGGUUCAAAGCAAAGAAGGCGUAUCCUCACAGCCCAAGCCAAAAGGGCCUGGUGGUGACUCAAGGAUAUAACUGUAAGGACAGCACAGAGGUGUGAGUACAAGCACCUCCAUCGGGGGUCCUGAUGGGAGGGUAAAUGGAAACUCUGCUGUAUCCCAUUGGGCCCAUCUUACCCACAAUGCAGGCCUCCGUCUGCAGCAGGUCUUCCCAUCUGUGAAGUGCUUUUAUCCUAUGCUCAUGUUUUAAUGAUUUAUCCAAAGGUUCUAGAACUUCACAUUACCAGUUUGGCACGAGGUGUAGGAGGAUUCUUUCAGUGAAUGUCGAUUAUUUAAUUGAUGGUGUGAAAUGUAAAAAGACCCAGUUCAGUUGUUCCAGUGAAAUAUUUAUACACCCAGAGCCUACCACUGCUGUAUACCUAUCUUAAUGUAUAUACACCGUACACUUUCAUCACGAGUGCAUCAGUAUUUUCAGUCUUACAGUGGUUUAAUCUUUUUGUCAAGCCCUUUUACAUAUUUGAAUUAUUCACAUUCGUAAUGUCCAGAAGGAUCAGAAGCAGACGUGAAGCUGAAAACUGGAUUUCACGGACAUUGUAUUGCAUUUUUUUUUUCCCCGAUCUCUGUUUUCCAAAUGUAAGCGAUGUGUUAUUUCAGUGUGUUUUUGACUUCACCUUGUGACACGCUAAAUAUUCUGGACACUGGUCGUCUGUUAUUUCUGCAUGCACUGUGUUUUUACCCUACCUCUUUUCAUUCUGGUGUAUUAUUCUGUGUAAAGCUGCAUAUGUAACACUUUACGUGACAGGGCAGAAAUACUUAGUAAUAACUCAGUUACUACUGAAGUACAAAUUAUGAACCAAUCAUGAACAAAUAUAGUUGCUACUUGAGAUAAGAUGCAUCAAGAUUCAUUGAUGAUGAACAAACAUGACAUCAGUAUUUAACUUGUGUUAUUCAUGACUCGUUCCUUCAGUAGUGUACAAAGGAUUACAUAAUUAACACAUAUAGUAAUAAAUAUAGUAACUGCUUGAAAACAUGCAUCAUGAUUCAUUAAUGAUGAAUUAACAUGAGAUCAGUAUGUAACUAAGGCUUAGUUUGUGGUUAAUUAAUGCAUAAGUAAUAGCAUAAUACUAUAUUAUUGUGCCCAGUCGUAAAGUGCUACCACUGCAUCUUGUGAGAACAUUCUGGCUGUGACAACCCAGUGCAAAUCAGGCAUCAGUGUCAGCAGUGAGGUUCACCUUUCAUCCAGAACUGGAGAAAUGUUCCUAAUAAUUUUGAGCAGUCAGUACUAUGUCCUUGUUAUGAAACAAUGAUGUUCACUCUUCAAGAAACUGAUUAAAUUAUGAGCCUGUGGAUCUUU